AAUCCGCGCUGGAGAAGGUGGUGAGUGCGUCGGGCAUCGCAGUGACUGACGAUGAUCUGGUGUGCGGGGGAUUCCUCUUCAUGAUCUCGUGCGACGCCCAGGGCCGUGUGACCGGCGUGUUGCUCCCCCAAAUGCCUGACAUUCCAACGGAAAUUGUCCAACUCUCCCGCCUGGAAUCCCUGAGCAUGGAGGGGGUUAAUGAAAUGCCCAGCCUGCCUUCUGUCCUCGGCGCUCUCACUGCACUCACCCACCUUAACCUGAUCUCAGCUGUCAGUGGCGGCACCAUCCCUGCAUCCUUCACCCGACUUAAGAAGAUGCGGCGUUUAGUCCUGUUGAAUAACAACCUGGAGGGCGACAUUCCUCCCUUGCUCUCUUCGCUCACUGCUCUCACACACCUGUCCCUCAAUUCUAACAAGUUUUCCUCCUCCAUUCCUGCUAAAAUCUCCAAGCUUCAGAAGCUCGUUACACUUGAUCUAUCGCGCAACCAGAUCUCCGGCUCCCUGGCCCCCCUCACAGCCCUGCCGCAGCUCACCAAGCUCAAUCUCGAAUUCAAUCUGCUCAACGGAAGCCUGCCAAGCUCCAUCUCUAAAUUCAAGAGGCUCAAAGAGCUGUCUCUUACAGCCAACAAGAUCAGUGGUCCUGUGCCUCGAGCCAUCUCAAGCCUCUCUAACCUCGUACUGUUGUACCUGGGAACCAACAACUUCACGGAUACCAUCCCAUCUUCCAUCGGCUCUUUGAGGAAACUCAUUGCCCUGGACCUGGCAUACAACCCCAUAUCAGGCAGCCUGCCAGCAGCCAUGGGCUUCCUCAAAUCCCUCAGAAUGCU
Messenger RNA from Closterium sp. Yama58-4, 826 nucleotides. Lineage: Eukaryota; Viridiplantae; Streptophyta; Zygnematophyceae; Desmidiales; Closteriaceae. The record is from the annotation of a GenBank genome assembly.